AUGAAGCGAACGAAACAACAAGAGGAGGAAUUAGACUCCUUUCAGUCGAUGAAUGGUUUCUCGAAUAUUAUAUCGGAGAAAAAGAAGAAAAUUAAAAUGGAAGAUGCAAGGCUUCUCGGGAUUGGAAUGAAUGGUGGAGGUGGUAAAAAGAAGAUGACUGAUGAAGAACGGAAGAAGGCAAUACAAAAUUUGAGUUCUCAAAUAAUGGCAAAACCAAGCGCGAUUGCAUCUUCAUCGACCUCUUCAAAGAAAUCUGAUAAUUAUGAGAGUUUAACGCUGCAAUCGAUUAUGGAUAUUCCGAUUGAUUACACUCUCAAGACAUUUGUUGUUUUUAAAUCAUCACGGGAUUUCCUUUGGACAAAUAAUAUCACCUCUAACUCAAAAACAUGUGGAUUGUCAAGUUUUGUUACUGGAACUCCAACAUCUGGAUUCAUUCAGAGCAAGGGAUUUUCCCAAGCUGCCAGCGGUGCUAUUCCAGUUUUUUCUCAGAACCAACCAUCCAUAGAUUAUCAAGCCACUAGUGAAUUUUACAAGAGUCUUUUAUAUUAUAUUUAUCCAUCCUCUCUGCUACCACAUUGUCUAAUGACAAAAAUUAAGGAGCUACCAAACUAUAACAGAGAAAAUUUGAACAAUAUUUCGAGUGUGUACGAGUCAUUUCAUUCUCUGACACAUUUAGAUAUACAAUUUAUGAACGAAAGAUAUUUAUGUUGGUCAGAAGCUUUACUCUCCGUAUUUUCUUCGUUUGUUGAAGGUCUUUGUCCUUAUUUUUACCUUUUAUAUGAUUACACCUAUAGAAGCUCCAUUAUUUUCUUAAAUGACACAGUAUUUUCUGGGAUAGGCAAACGAUGUAUAAUUUCAAAUCCAAGUUCAGACCUUAUGAAAUCGUUACGAGAAGAACAAAUUGAAUUUCAAGAGUUUGGAAUUGGCUCUGAAAUGAGAACAGAGGCAGACAAUAUUAUGCUUGCCUCACGUACAGAGGAGGUGUCAAGCCAAUUUAAAUGUUUAGUGGUGACUGGACGAAAACAACUUCAUGCACUCGUUGACUUUUUGACAAAUUAUCAUUUGAAGUUUUUAGAUUGUGACAUUCCUCAAAUUGUUAGCCCCAUUUCAUUCCUGAAUUCAACCUUGAAAAAAUGUAAACUAUUUCCGAGAUCAUGCAACGAUAAGGAUUUUCAGUUUUUACUCGAAAUUAGAGGAGGAUAUUUAUUACCUCAUAGCUUUUUAGAUAUUUGCAGAAUAAUUCAAACAAGUCACAAUGAUUUAUCAUGCUCUGUGAAGGAAUUUAAAGAAGAAACAUCAAGGCUUAAUGACAUGCAAGGCAAGGACCUUGUUUGUGUUAAUUCAAUGCCGACACAAGGCGUACCACAAGCCAAUUUUCAACACCUUCCCUACGUUGAAUCGGAUCGUAUGAGAGGUCACACCAUCAAGACCAUUACUCAAUCCAAGAACAACAAUACACUCUCUUUACGAAUGAAAAAGGUGUAA
Naegleria fowleri is the source of this 1485-nucleotide messenger RNA. RefSeq lists its product as uncharacterized. NCBI's taxonomy places the organism in Eukaryota, Heterolobosea, Eutetramitea, Acrasida, Naegleriidae. Gene Ontology annotation, cellular component: nucleus. Bases 1 to 1485 code for a protein of 494 amino acids. Gene Ontology annotation, biological process: nuclear DNA replication. The transcript is spliced from 2 exons. The record is from RefSeq and is a predicted model, not a curated record.